GGUGCAGCGUGGGUUCGCGCCAGCGCAGUGCCCCGCUGCCCCAGGCCUUGCGGGGGCUGCUCUCCCCUCGCAGGGAGGCCUGGCCCUAGGGGAGCGGGGCAGGGGAGCCGGCUCAGUUGGCUGUUUGCCCUUGCAGGGCUGGUCCCAGUCCCUUGGGCGGAGUCCCGCAGGGGCGGUAGCAGCGACACGCGCCGAUGAAAGCUGCCUGCUGCGUGCUGUUGCUGUCCCUGUUGAUGGUGCUACUGCUCCGAACCGUGUAUCAGCGUCUCUUCUCCAUGGCGGCUGAAGCCUAUACCCCAGGGAGCCUGUCAGCUGCCUUCGUCACCUGCCCCAAUGAAAAAGUGGGCAAGGAGAUUGCAAGGAUGAUGGUAGAGAAGCACCUGGCUGCCUGUGUCAACAUCAUGCCUCAGAUCACAUCCAUAUACGAGUGGAAGGGGAAGAUCGAAGAGGACAGGGAGGUGCUGUUGAUGAUCAAAACCCGGAGUUCCCGGAUCCCAGCGCUGACCGAUUUUGUCCGGUCGGUGCACCCAUACGAAGUAGCAGAGGUGAUUGCACUUCCCAUCCAGCAGGGAAACGCACCAUAUCUGCAGUGGGUUGGGGAGACUGUGCCAGAGUGAGACCCCAUACCCCACAGCAGGGGACCAUCUGCCCCUACCCUGCUUCAAUCCCCCUGUACGGAGACACCACAGGAACAGGACUCACCCCAUGGAAUUUUUUUUUUUGCGGGGCGGGGGGAACCUGCAGCCAAUAAACUGCCCCCAACGCA
Messenger RNA from Chrysemys picta bellii (western painted turtle), 766 nucleotides. It is a transcript of the gene CUTA, whose product is annotated as cutA divalent cation tolerance homolog. The record is from RefSeq and is a predicted model, not a curated record. Gene Ontology annotation, biological process: response to metal ion. NCBI's taxonomy places the organism in Eukaryota, Metazoa, Chordata, Testudines, Emydidae. Gene Ontology annotation, molecular function: copper ion binding.